UAGCUUGACGGAGUGAGCAUGAUCUCCCCUUCCUUUCCGGUUUUAUCUUUUGCAAAAUUAUACGCUUGUGAGCCGGCAUGGGCAUCGUGAAAAUGCCAGGUAUUCGACAGCUCCAAUCGUACUUGGUAUGUCGUUCUUACGCUACUAAAACAUUCAAACACAGAACUGUUUCGGAACUGCGAAAGUUGAAAAAUAAGGCACAUGCUACUGUUUCGAAUCCCAAGGACGUAUCAGUCGGAAAAAAUGGAGGGUCAAAGGAAAUCACAGAGAAGGUGCAAUAUCCGAGUUAUCAACGUGUGGCACCCACAGGAAAAUUUGACGAGCAGACAAAGCAGUACAGACACAUUAAAGAGAUGGUACCAGAAUUCAUCGUUCCAGAUCUGAAAGGUUUUAAACUGAAGGCGUACGUGCCAUGGGGAAUUGACGAUGUGAAGCAGUCUGAGUUCACACCCAGGGAUCUGUUUUUCGCAACAUAUGCCAAGGACAUUAAGACCGACUUUGAAGAUAACAAGUUGGAGCUGGAGGAUUCAAAGAAAGACAACUCUUGAUGUCUGGACUAAUGUUAUGCUGAAUUGAGAAAACAUAAAUCCUGGUGUCUAGUUUCACAGUGACUCUUGCCCCUGAGAGAGCUAGCAGAUUGGCUUCAUUCACAAAGCAUUUCGGUUGAGGUGGUCUUUCGGGCAGAUUACUCUCGAUGGUGAAAGGGCCAGGAUCAGGAUCUUUUUGACAGCUGUGAAAGGGGGACCUGGGUAUUCAUUUCUUUGUUUCCAAAUGAAAUUUUGAGGAAUGUCUGACCCAAGUCGUUUUUUUGUUGAUAAAUUGUACAUACGUUAAAUAUCCUCAUACACUUAAUCCAAAAAUGUGUUAUGCUAGAAAGUGUACUUGAUAAGGCAUGUCAUAAUGACAUUGUACCAGAAAACAUCUUGAUUGUUUCUUAUAGCUUCAUUUAAAAAACAAUAAAAUACUUUUGCAUUCUUAA
Molecule: messenger RNA, 979 nt
Organism: Mizuhopecten yessoensis (Yesso scallop)
Lineage: Eukaryota; Metazoa; Mollusca; Bivalvia; Pectinida; Pectinidae
Product: 39S ribosomal protein L41-B, mitochondrial-like
Exons: 3
Coding region: 78-548 (156 amino acids)
Cellular component (GO): mitochondrial large ribosomal subunit
Molecular function (GO): structural constituent of ribosome
Source: RefSeq, a predicted model, not a curated record